AUUUUUCAAUUUUACUAUAAUUGUUUUGCAGUAAAAUAUUUCGUCAAAAGUAAAAUAUUUUCAGUCAACCAAAUCAAUCUAAAAAAAUUUAUGUAAUAUAUUUUACAAUUAAAAUUUUGGUAAAACAUUUUACAAUUGCUUACUUCUUUGCAACCUCGGAUACUUAAUCACUCUUCUCUUUUCGCUCCCACCCAUGGUCACUUUAUGCUCAAACUCUCCCAGAUCAUAUUUCUCUCCAAAAAAACCCAGCCACCUCCAGUCCUCUCUCCCAUCAAUCCUUGGCUCCAAUGUUUAAUCUGUUUAAUCUACUCUUUUAUUUUAUAAACUGCCAGCUCCAGCUUCUGCCGGAGCCGCCCAUCGCCGGCGAAACCCAGGUUUGAUUUCUACUCCUUGCUGGAAAAACUCAAAGUUUCAGAAAUAUUUGCAGGUGUUUAUUUCUUCUCGUGAACUUAUUUAUUGAUACCUGGAAUGGUGUUCAAUUUGAGAUGUUAUACAAACUUCCCUUUUCAUACCCAGCUGGUUUCUUCUAAUAUCUAUGAUUGUACAUGUCCAACUAAGACUCAUGCCAUAUUUGUACCAAAUCUGCCUAUGAAUGCAACUGUUGAACAACUUGAAGCGGUUUUCAACAAUUUUGGGCCUAUUAAGCAUAAUGGUAUUCAAGUUAGAAGUAGCAAGCAACAGGGGACAUGUUUUGGUUUCGUGGAAUUUGAAUCUGCCAGUUCGAUGCAAAGUGCUAUUGAGCUAACAAUGACAGAGGGAGGUUUCCUGGACGGGCUGGUUAUCGAAAUGAUAACUUUAGGGGCCGUGGAAACUUCAGUGGUGGAAAUUUUAGUGGAGGCUAUGGCUAUGGGGAGAAAUGAAUUUGAGAGGCGAGGUGAUUUCUCAAAAGAAGUUUACAAGAUGAUUUACAAGCUUCAGCUAAAGCUCAAAGAAGUGGUACUAUAAAUAGAUUAACCUUUUUAAUCAUUGGUGAUGUCUCAGUAUAAUUUAUCAUAGUAUCCCUUAAACAUUCAUGAUCAAUGUAUAUUCAUUAUUUUGAACUUGUAUAAGUAGAUUCAACCUUUUUAGCCAUUCGUCUGUCCCUAUGUAAUUUUUGGAAGUUAAUAAAAAAAAAAUGUUUUAAAUUUU
This is a messenger RNA of Quercus robur (English oak), 1128 nucleotides long. RefSeq names its product nuclear transport factor 2-like. Lineage: Eukaryota; Viridiplantae; Streptophyta; Magnoliopsida; Fagales; Fagaceae. Gene Ontology annotation, cellular component: cytosol; ribonucleoprotein complex. Gene Ontology annotation, molecular function: mRNA binding. The transcript is spliced from 5 exons. The record is from RefSeq and is a predicted model, not a curated record. The coding region runs from base 469 to 945 and encodes 158 amino acids.